AUGGCGCUUCGGGUACCACCCCAAGUCUCUCGCCGUCGCAAUUCCUAUUCUACAACCCAACCCUUUCCUGAACUGGAAAUCCCCUCUCCUGUCUCUCAACUCCCCGAACCCGACUCAACGCAAUGGGUGCUCUUCUCCCCAACCCAGCCCUCCGUCGCCCGCACCCAAACGACUUCCACUGAACGCACCCCUCGGACAGCUGGGGCCUCUCGCUUGAGCGAUUUCGGCUCCUUUGGUACCGCAACUCGUUCCACGCUUGGCCUUGAGGUGGGUGACGACGACGAUGGGGAUCUUGAGGAAGCUCUGGACGAAGAUGGCACCGAGCUAGACAGCUUGGAUGACGGUCUACAUGCCUUUCGCGCCCCAUCUGUGGCUCAGGAGUCCGCCUCGAGACUCAACCAGUCCACUCCAGCGGUGCUACCCGCUCAUGAUGGGCUUGGGAGCUUUCAUGCGUCCAGCCAGGUGGUGCAGGAACAGUUAUGGCAGCAUGAGCAUUUCAAUCCGCGUCGGCGGGCUGACGUGCGGCCGAGGCGUCGUUCGAGUGUGCAGCGUCAGCUGGACGCGGUUGAUGAUCGGGGCCAAGUUGAUGUAGAGCGUGAGCGUUGGCAGCGGAUCGAGAAAUGGAGGAUGGACCAGAGCCGAGCGCUCUUGCAGGAAAUUGAAAGAGAAACACGGCGUCGGCGACGCCGUAACAGCCGCGUGAGUGUGCAGAGCACUCGAGCUGCGGACCCAAUUGUCUCAGAUACGCCCGACGGUAUUCUGGAGACGCCCAGCGAGGUUCCGUCCGUUAACCAACCAGUUUCCGAGGACGACGAUUCGCUGUGGCGCCGCAUCACCCGCACGGUGAUUCGGGAUCUAAUUGGCAUUGAUGAUUCUUUGCUCUCGGUCAUCUUUGGCGAGUCGUUGCCAUGUACAGAUGAGGAUGGAGAGAUGAAAAAAUCUGCAGGAACGGAUAGUGCUUUGAACAUGGAUGAGACGAUCAGGCAGGAGCUGGACUCUGUGCCGGACGAGCAAGGUCUCUGGCAGACCAAGCUACUUCAACGGAUCGCACAUGAAUUGGGCAUCCUGGUUCACCAGCUCUAUGAACAUCCCGGCGCUUUCACAACCUACCUCAACCUGACGAAUGAGAUUCCGAAUGAGUAUGCAGGCAUGCCUCUCGGUCGCCUACCAGAGGAGCAUGACACCGAGUCGCUGGCCGCACCGGUAGAACCUGCUCAUUCGACAGACAUCCAGAGCAGUCAAGAUUCAAUGCUAUCACCGCAGUUUGUCCCCACCCUCCGAGACCCUACUGGCGAGGAACAUGCGGCCCAUUGGGGAAUCGAGGAAGAAGAGCAGGAGCAAACCCGCGAGCCGGCCUCCGACUCUGCCCGUCUCCAGCAGGAGAAGGACUACUGGGAACGCGAAGUCGACGUGAUGAUGGUCUUCCGCUACCUUCGCAAUCGCUUCGGCCGUCGAGGCAGUAACGCGGAUAGCACCCAUGCAUCCCCCCGCCGCCAUCCCCAAGACGCGGCUCGACGCGCGGCAAUCAUCCGCCAGCAUCACCCCCUCGUUGCCCGCGCGCACUCGCGCACCCAAGCCCAGAUCCGACGCCAAUCGCAUCACUCCGCAGGUGUCUCUGCACCCACGGGAAUCUCAUCACCACUGCUCCGCCAACACCUCCGUCACCCCAGCUCCAGCUGCGCAAGCCAAACAAAACUAUCCGCUCUCUCCAGCCGGCGGACACUGACCGGCUCUAGCCGGAAUUACUGGGAUAUCGGCGGAAGUGUCGACAGCGGCAGCGCAAUCGCACCUGUAGCAGCUGGCGUCGGCACCUGGGGCGAAGUGUAG
Aspergillus clavatus NRRL 1 is the source of this 1827-nucleotide messenger RNA. RefSeq lists its product as uncharacterized. Lineage: Eukaryota; Fungi; Ascomycota; Eurotiomycetes; Eurotiales; Aspergillaceae. The coding region runs from base 1 to 1827 and encodes 608 amino acids. The transcript has a single exon. The record is from RefSeq and is a predicted model, not a curated record.